AUGGGCGUAGGAAAGACGCAAGUUCAAUCUAUAGCAAGAGACAGAAAAAGCAUUAGACGGCAAUGGGAGACUUGCCGGAGUGGCCCUAAACAGAAGUAUCAGAGUAGGAAGGUGCAGUAUGACGACAUUGACCAUGCUGUCUGGAAGUGGCUUGUUGAGACUCGUUCAAGGAACAUUCCCGUUAGCGGUCGCUUGAUACAAGAAAGAGCACUCGUCUACGCUGAACAGCUGGGUCAUAGUGCAUUUUUUGGUUCCAAUGGCUGGUUAGAGAAGUGGAUGAUUAGACACAACGUACGCUUGUCGUGCUUGUCUGGUGAAGCCGCUGAUGUAGAUGCCAGUGUAGUUGACCACUGGUCCCGCCCAUUGCAAUCUCUAUGGGAGGGCUAUGAGCUGAGGGACAUAUUUAACGCCGAUGAAACGGGUCUGUUCUACAGAGCUUUGCCCUCCAGAUCCAUGGUUGUGAAGGGCGAUGAAGCUAAAGGAAGUAAGACGGCUAAAGAGAGAAUAACUGCUUUACUUGCACGCUCUGCUGUGGGUGAAAACUUGACACCUCUUGUAAUUGGACGCUCAGCAAAUCCACGCUGUUUCAGAGGAGUGACAGCUUGUUUUCCUGUGACUUAUGCAGCAAAAAAAAGCGUGGAUGACAAGUGA
Corticium candelabrum is the source of this 651-nucleotide messenger RNA. Its product is annotated as tigger transposable element-derived protein 6-like. The transcript has a single exon. Gene Ontology annotation, molecular function: DNA binding. The coding region runs from base 1 to 651 and encodes 216 amino acids. The record is from RefSeq and is a predicted model, not a curated record. Gene Ontology annotation, cellular component: nucleus. NCBI's taxonomy places the organism in Eukaryota, Metazoa, Porifera, Homoscleromorpha, Homosclerophorida, Plakinidae.